This is a messenger RNA of Podarcis muralis (Common wall lizard), 2891 nucleotides long. The record is from RefSeq and is a predicted model, not a curated record. NCBI's taxonomy places the organism in Eukaryota, Metazoa, Chordata, Lepidosauria, Squamata, Lacertidae.
UUACAAUAUGACUACCACAACUUACUAGGUGUGUGUGUUUGUGUGUGUGUGUCUAAUCAAAAGCAUGGGAAGCAAUCCAGAAGCAUUCCCUGCAACUUGAGAAAACAUUCACCAAAUGCAAAGACCUGGGGACAUGUUUUUUUUAAAAAAAAGAUCAUGUGGUGACUGAAUUUCUGAGUCAUUUCCAGGAAGGGAAACUCCCGGUAGCUGAAAACGCAGAAAACGAAACUUACCUGGGACUUUCAGGUGAGGGAGCCAUGGCUGCUGCAGGGGGUCACAUCCAGCGUCUCCGUGAUGAAGCCACGUGCUCCAUCUGCCUGGAAUACUUCAAGGAUCCAGUGAUCAUCCCAGAGUGUGGGCACAACUUCUGCCGAUCCUGCUUGAUCCAGUGCUGGGGGGAAUCGGAGGCAGAGGCUUCCUGCCCUCAGUGCAGAGAAAGAGUCCAGAGAAGGAGCCUCAUACCCAACCGGCAACUGGCAAACUUCGUAGAAAUAGCCCAGAAUCUCAGCCUUCAAGAGGGAAAGGAGGAAGGAGGGAAAGGAGGAGUCUGCGAGGAGCACCAGGAGCCCCUGAAGCUCUUCUGCAAAGUCCACGAAGCCCCCAUCUGCCUGGUGUGUGACAGAUCAAAGGAACAUGAAAAUCACAAGGUGAUUCCUCUGGAGGAGGCUUUCGAGGAAUACAAGGGAGAGAUCUGUCACCGCCUGGAGAUUCUGAGGAAAGAGAGAGGGGAAAUUCUGGCCCAUCAAGCAGACCUGGACAAGGAAAGCAAAGACCUCCUUAAAUUAACAGAAACGGAGAGGCUGAAGACUGUGGAGAAGUUCAGAGAACUGCGCCAGUUCCUGGUAGAACAAGAAAAACAUCUGCUGACUCACAUGGAAGAGGUGGAGAAGGAGAUUGCAGGGAGAAGGGAUGAGCAGCUGGCCAGACUUUCCAGGAAACUCUCCUCUCUUGAGAGGAUCAUCCAGGAGAUGGAGGAGAAGCGUCAGCAGCCAGCGAGUGAACUCCUGCAGGAUGUGAGAAGCACCUUGCAGAGGUAUGAGGAAAGAGAGAGUUCAGAGAAGCCACUGACUUUCCCUCCAGAGCUAAGGAACAGGUUCUUGGAAUCCUGUGAUCUAAAUCACCUUGUUGAGGAUACAAUGAAACAAUGGAAAGAUGCUCUGUUAUACAAAAAAACCGAUUCAGAAAGAUGUUCAGUCAUUCAGAAAUCUUCAGAAAGAAAAUGUCGCUCUGGAUCCAGACACAAGUGUGGGCACAACUUCUGCCGAUCCUGCUUGAUCCAGUGCUGGGGGGAAUCGGAGGCAGAGGCUUCCUGCCUUCAGUGCAGAGAAAGAGUCCAGAGAAGGAGCCUCAUCCCCAACCGGCAACUGGCUAAUAUGGUAGAAAUAGCUAAGAAUCUCAGCCUUCAAGAGGGAAAGGAGGAAGGAGGGAAAGGAGGAGUCUGCGAGGAGCACCAGGAGCCCCUGAAGCUCUUCUGCAAAGUCCAUGAAGCCCCCAUCUGCCUGGUGUGUGACAGAUCAAAGGAACAUGAAAAUCACAAGGUGAUUCCUCUGAAGCAGGCUUUGGAGGAGUACAAGGCAGAGAUCUGUACCUGCCUGAAGAUUCUGAGGAGAGAGAGAGAGGAAAUUCUGGCCCAUCAAGCAGCCCUGGACAAGGAAAGCAAAGACCUCCUGAAAUUAACAGAAACGCAGAGGCUGAAGACUGUGGAGAAGUUCAGAGAACUGCGCCAGUUGCUGGAAGAACAAGAAAAACGUCUACUGAAUCAUGUGGAAGAGGUGGAGAAGGAGAUUGCAGGGAGAAGGGAUGAGCAGCUGGCCAGACUCUCCAGGAAACUCUCCUCUCUUGAGAGGAUCAUCCAGGAGAUGGAGGAGAAGCGUCAGCAGCCAGCGAGUGAACUCCUGCAGGAUGUGAGAAGGACCUUGCAGAGGUAUGAGGAAAGAGAGAGUCCCGAGAAGCCACUGGCUUUCCCUCCAGAACUGAGGAACAGGAUCUUGGAAUCCUGUGAUCUAAAUCACCUUGUGGAGGAUAGAAUGAAUCUAUGGGAAGAUGCUGUGUUAUUCAGAAAGCAGCUUCAGAAAGAUAUUCAGUCAUUCAGACAUCUUCAAAGAGCAAAUGUCACUCUGGAUCCAGACACAGCCCAUCCUGAACUCAUCCUGUCCGAGGAUCGGAAAAGCCUGAGUAGGGGAGACAAACCUCAAGCCCUGCCCAACAAUCCUCAGAGAUUUAGCCACGAGAUUAAUGUGUUGGGAAGUCAGGGAUUCACAGCAGGCAGACAUUUCUGGGAAGUCACUGUGGAAAGUGGGGAAUUGUGGGGUUUGGGGGUCGCCAGGAAGUCUGUGAGGAGAAAGGGCAGCUUCUCCAUAUUCCCUGAGGAGGGGAUCUGGGCUGUGCGGAGAUUGGGAGGGAAGUACUUUGCCUGCACCUCCCCUUAUUACUCUCUUUUGUCUCUGAGUGAGAAGCCCAGGAGGAUCCGGGUGACUCUGGACUAUGAAGGGGAACGUGUGUCUUUUUCUGACGCUGACUCAGGAGCCGAACUCUACACGUUCUCAGGAGCCUCGUUCUCUGCAGAGACCCUCCUCCCUUUCUUUUCUCUGAGGGGAAAUAAAACCGACCUCAGUAUCUCCUGAGGGGACUAAAUCUGCCUCUCAGGCCCAGCAGGAGUUUCUCUCCAGACCAGAGUGACUGACAUAAAAACCAUUUACCUGCCAAGAGCUCUUUGGGCAGUUUUCCAAGGGCCCUUUGAGAGGAUUCAUUCCAGUCAAUUCAGCAGAAAUUAAAAAAAAAAAUGGGUUGCUCUUGGUUUGCAUUUUCUUUCCUUUUCCCAGAAUUUCCUCUGCAGCUUCUUAGAGAGAUAGUCACACUUUUAGGAGUCCUAAUAAAUUUUCUCACCUUCA